This is a messenger RNA of Owenia fusiformis, 4619 nucleotides long. Lineage: Eukaryota; Metazoa; Annelida; Polychaeta; Sabellida; Oweniidae. The record is from the annotation of a GenBank genome assembly.
GAUUAAUGUGAAUAUUUGUGCGCAGGUGCCAAAUGGAAAGUAUCAAAAAGGCAAAACAGAGCAAGAAAAGAAAACCUUAGGCCUAAUGAGAUCGCCAGUCAUAAAAACAACCCCAACAAUCUAAAUUCAUAUGUUUACAUGUCUCUGUUACAAUAUACUGAAGUCAUUAAAACUGAAAACGCUAUCAAAGCAAGUAUACACGAUUUAUUAAGAAUAUUAUCCAUGAAUUCCUAACACUUUCACUUUCUAAUAUUAUCACAUGACUGUCAUGUGACUAAUAAAUCUGACGAGACAUCGCGAGACUUCAACCGCCAAUUUCAAAACUGGAAUCAACAAACGUGCACGGAAUGAAAUUCCUUUGAUGAAUAAAGACUAAUCCAGCCGUUAAAUCACAUUAAAGAUGGAUCCGUUUACACAGAAAUUGUUGGAGCGUACACGUGAAAGACGUGAGAAGCUCGCCGAAAAAAUGGGAACUGGCAAGAAAGAGGCCCCUGUAAUCCAAAGUGAAAACAUCACCAUGCCAACCACAAAGAUGGAGGAAAAGACAAUGGACUCCUCACCAAGGGUUGCCCCUCCCCGCAAAAGACGCACACCUCUAAGUGAUGACUUAAGCGAGAAUAUUCAGAAUGCAGUCAUGGAAUCUAGUGUGAAAAAUACCGAUGAUGACUCGCCCAACAAGAGAAAGUGUUACAGAGAAACUGAGAACUCGAUGAAGCCAGACACUCCAGCCAUCCUUGGUGUCAAAUCACGCCUAGCUGGACUGGCUGCUCGUCAGAGUGCAUGGAAUAAUGGAGAUGAUACAAUGGACGUUGAGAAUGCUCCCUCCCCCACUCGUAACCAGGCAACCAUCUCCCCACCCCCAAUGGUUGUUGGCUCAGCAACUAAGUCUGCUCGCAAGGGACGAUUUGCAGCCCUCGCAGCAAACAUAAAUGGAUGGGAGGAUGACCUGAGUCACCCAUCACACAGAAUUGAAGAUGAUGCUGCCCCAGUUAAACCCCCACGUACAUUUAACGAGUCUGUCCCAGCUGCAUCCCCCGCAAAACCACCCCGUGUCGCUGCUACAAACUCACCAAUGAAAAGUAACCCUGUUCAGAGUCCUGCAAGGUCAAGCCCUGCACGUAACCCACACAGAUUUGUCUCUCCCAAUAAGGGUCAAACGGAAGAAACUUUCCCUGCUCCUUCACGAUCCCCUUCUCCCAUUAAAAAAUCUGACAAUGAGGCCCGUCAUGUGAGCACGCUUAAUGUUCCUAUUGCUUCAACAAAGUCUGCCAACUCUGUAAAACAAAUCACCAUGACAACCCCAAAGACUGAGGAACCAAUCAGAAGGGAAAACGAACCCACAGACACACCAGUUGUGAUGCGUAGAAGUGCCUGGGAGAGUAAGAGUGCCAAGAAAGAGGACAAUGAGCCCACAAAGAGACCAGUCUCUGCCCGCAUGGCUGACUGGGAAACGAAGGUUAGAAAUCCACAACCAGCACAAAGGCCAAAGACGACAUACAAGGCGACUCCGGGUCGACUAAAUACCCCAGCAAGGCCUGACAAUGCAGUACCCCAGCUGCGAAAAACAUCCGCCCCAGUCAACAACUCCCAGCGAACUACCCACCAGGCUGAAGAACCAACUGAAAAAUCCAUCAUGUCUCGUAUGGCUUGCUGGGAGCAGAAGGCAUCAACAAAUCCAAACUCUGUCCCCACCCCCCAGAAGGGAGCAGUAGGAGUCAGUUUGGCCACAGGGGCUUCUAUCACCCCCAAGAAACUUGUCGAACGUGGUAAAUCUUUCUCUGAGAAGAUCGCAGAGAGAGCGAAGGAUUUACAGACACCAAAUAAAAGUCCCACUAAAAUACAUUCUCCAGUAAAGAUGACUCAGGGAGUGAAGAACAUGCAAGAGAACCUUAAGCAGCAGAUGGAGAAGAAAUGGCAAGAUAACGAGAUUGCUGAUAAGAUACGCCAACAGAAAGAUGCUGACAUGGAUGUUCUCAACACAAGGUGGCAGAAUUUCAAGGGUGGCCCCGUCACUUCAACCUCUGCUCCUGCGCCAGCUCCACCAGCACCACCAGCGCCCUCUGCCCCUGUUCAAGAACCAGUCAGAUCAAGGCAUCAAACUGCACCACAACCCAAACUCGAGAAUGACAUGCCUAAGCCUCGUCCUCGCUCAAAGCACCUGUCAGCUGACCUUUUCCGUGCUGCAGCCCUUGAUGAGAGUAUAAUGCCGGAGCCUGAAGAGCCUAAAACUCGUCCACCUACGAUGCGUGGAAAAGUUGGUGAUAAACGCGAAGCUGCAAGAAAUAAAGUUAGACAAGAUUUUGAGAGUAAACUCAAAACCAUGGGCUUCGCGGUCGAAUCUAAUGCAGAUCUCGGCCACGUCGCUAAAAUAAAUCUUAAAAAAGGUGCAGUGAAGAUAUCCAAAGGUGCGCAGCCUGGUGAGAAAAUAAUGGAAUAUCAAGUUGAGACGACUGUCGAGACAAAAAAUGGUGAAACGCGUGUAAGCAGCAAGGUCUUGAAGGAUAAUACCAGCACAGAUAGCGGAUUGAGUCGUGAGGGAUCGUUCCGCGGAAAUGCCGAUUAUGACACUCAGAGUGAGACUGGGUCCGAGCGUAGCAAUAGUCGCCAAAGCACCUCCCCCAGUUCUAGCGAAUACACUGUGGAUGACAGUAUCUUUGAGGCCCCUAGAGGGCGCCCCUACAAACGCCAAGAUUCAUUCUCCUCUCAGCAAUCGCUCGAGACCGAUUGCUCCGAAUACACCAAUGAAACAGCAGAUGAAAGCUACGAUGAGCAGGAAACAACCAUCAAGCAAAGAGUUGCAGAUUCUUAUGACGAGAGUGAAUCCGAGGCUAGUAGCACAUAUGUAAGCCUCAACGAGUAUCGUCGACAGACAAGUGGCUCCAAACAGUACAAAUAUGUGCCCCGUAAUGUACCAGCCGCAGAUUACUCCACAACGGAGAGUGACAGUGACUUUGUCCCCUCACAUAGUUUUAAGUACCAGACCAAAGCUAACCAGCAAGUGUCUACAAGUCAUGGCAGACAUGACUUUGAUCCCAAUGAAACUGAAAUAGAGGCUGCUGCUGGCGAGAUUGAUGACCUGCUAGAUGAGGUCAUGUCCGACACAGAAGAUGACAUCGAUCCUAAGAAGUAUGAUACAAACUUUGGCCUCAACAAGCAAGUCAGUUUCAAUCCAGAUGGUCCUAACUUGACUGUCAUCUCCCGAGACAACAGUUCAAUGGACAGCAUGAGUUCGGCCAGUGAUAGCUCCUCCGAGACACGUCAUCAGGCAUACAGCCUUAGUUCCUACAGGUCAACCCAAAGCACAAAGAAGCAGCCAGUACCUGCCCCAAGAGUAACAGUAGUACGACGUGUAAAACACGAAAGUUCAAGUUCCCAAGAGGAUGAAGAACCACUUCCUUUUAUUCCAGAGAAGAAUGCCAAAGAAAAGAUUCAGGAGUUGCAACAACUGGUGAAUGGGGAACAAAGUGUGAUUAUGCAGACUAGCAAUGCGCUGAACAAAUGCUGUGGCCGCGAGUCAUCAUUUGCAGGGUCAGCGGAACAAGUCGAGUGCAAUAGAUUGCUACUUAUAGCAUGCCAGAAACGUCAAUCCUACUUGGCUGAAAUCCAAAAACUGAAGGAAGGCAAGGCAACCAAGCCUCAUCCUAAUACUUCUAAGGGGUCUCUUUCUAUCAGUGAUAUGAGACUUCCACUGAAGAAAGAUUUCCUCAGCAGGAUGGGAACAUCCUCAGACAAGACGGUUCACUACUUCCUUUGCCUGCUUCGUAACGGUCCCCACGUGAUAGCCACCCAGAUGGUCUCGACACAUGACGCAGGAGUUCGCGCCAGUAUUGAUUUUCCAAAUCUUAUUAAUAUCAAGGAGGUCCAUAGAGACUUCAAAUAUGACUUGGAGAUAUAUUCAAUGUCUGUUACAAAGGAAAUACAAGACCCAAAGAAAUCCAAGUCCAAGACCCCCAAGAAAUUGUUUGGAAAGUCUCAAACUGCUAUGCCUAGUCCAGGUGGCCCAUAUGCAGUGAGGACUACUAGUUUCACAUGUAUUGCUACUCUGCCACUGACCAUGGAUUGCCUCAACCACAACUGCUUUACACUAAACAGAGUCCCUUACUCGAGUCCACUCCAUGGUACCAUUUACCUGAGACUACGCUGUAUGUUUGAAAUUAAUGUAGAAGAAAGAGGAUUCCUGACCAUGUUUGAAGAUGUGAGUGGGUUUGGAGCCUGGCAUAGAAGAUGGUGUGUUUUGCGUAAAGGCACCCUGAGAUACUGGAAAUACCCCGAUGAUGAAAACCAUCGUGAUCCAAUGGGAAUCAUCGAUUUAAAGCGUUGCAUCACAGAUUCAGUUGGCUUGAUUCCACGUGAUAUCUGUGCCCGACCUCAUACUUUUGAGUUGGUGUCGAUCCGACCGCAACAGAGAGGGGAACGCAACUCUCUGAUUUCACAGACCUACAACACAAUGACCACAACAAGACAUCAGCUGUCAGCAGACACAAAGGAAGACAGAAUCCUUUGGUGUAAGAAAGUGAACGAGGCUUUAGAGAAUGUACGAGCGUGGCACCCUGAUGCGAUGAGACCAAUCAAGCGCAAAACGAAUCCUAAUGAAUCCAAUGUAUAGACAGAGACAUCUA